CACACAGACAGACACGAAAGGACCGGAUAUACUUCAAAACGGAUAACCAUUGCCUCACGUCACUCGAUGGGUACAGCUGGGUUUUAAUAUCUCAGUAUCAAUCUGUGUGCAUCGCAUGACCAUUGUACAAUAAUACCGUUCCAGUUCUUGGAUUUUGUGAAGCCGAGUAUUUUGCUAGGAGGUGUAAAGAAUUGAGUCUUGUGGGAAGAUCACCGAUAACAACAGCGGCCACGGUAAUUUAUAUGUCCAAUGAGAUAUUUGGGCUUGGGCCGACUUAAAACCUUUGACCUUUGCUAUUAAAACCGGGAUUAAUGAAGAAACGAAAUACUACGUCAGAACAAAGGGAUGAUUAAGAAACCCUGCUUGGACUUUCCUUCUGGUAGUUAAGGUAGUACAGGAAGGUAAAGUGAGGUUUGAAAGAUAUGGUUGCAAUUUAUAUAGGGCAUUAGCUUAUUGCCAAGGACAUUUAGAAUUGGGAGUUUGGUAUAUUUUCGACACAUAUUUAUUAUAAAACCCUAUCUGCAAAUGACUUGUACUCUAUAACUGACAGACGUAUCUCAAGGGCUAUGGUACUCUUUCUCUAUGUGCUUGUGGUUCCGUUUCUGUUUGCGGCAUCUUCAGCAACAUCACAAGUCGCACUCAUCAGCCAAAUUCGAAUCGCCAAUUGUUCAGACAUGAAUGCAGACAAGUACAAACACCACGAAAAACAACUCGCCAGCCUCGCCCAUAGGAUACGUCACAAGUACAAGGUGAGUAUUGGGGAAUUGACAUUUUUGGCAUCUUUUCUCGUCAACUUUGUGGUGGGUAAGUUGAUCCACUUCACCUCACAAAAGGAAGAGGUGUACAACUACUACAACGAUAAAAACAACGUUUUCAACCAGCUUUUUGUCAAACGUGGCUGGUUUUGGACUACAGUGGUGAUGGCCGCUUUCUAUGGCAGUGUCUUCUACGGCAAACAUCCCCAGCUUGGUACCAACCGGUUUCCCGUGGCAAAAAACGCCAUCAUCAGUUAUACAAUUGCCACCGCAUGGUGGAUUUUGUUCACCCAGUGGUGUUUUGGUGUGCCCAUCAUGGACAAGAUCUUCCUAUGGACGGGCGGGAGAUGUGUCAGUGUGGCUGAAGAUCGGUUAGCUCAUCAUCUGGAGUUUUUCAAUAAAGUCGAGGAUUUGUAUGAGUCGACGGUGGUAGGGUCCAAGGUGUGUCGCCAACUUCGUGGUAACUGGGAGGGUGGACAUGAUCCCUCGGGACAUGUGUUUUUGUUGAUCCAUUCGUCUCUUUAUAUGUUUUUUGAAACGGUUCCGUUUUGGCGCAACUGGACUCAUGUGAGAACCACCUUGGGAAAAUUGAAGCAGGACUUGAGUGUCAGCGACAACAGGACCAUUACUGUUGGUCGAUUUUUCCUCCACAACCCCUGGAUUCCCGUGGGCAUGUUGAUUUUGUUGUGGUGGUUUAUGCUCUUGAUGACGAAUGUGUAUUUUCAUUCAAUUUUGGAAAAGCUUGUGGGGUUGCUCUUUGGGUACGCCAUCAGCUUGGUAUACCUUUUACCGCGCCGGCGAGCGACAACAGGUGGCAAUUAACGUGGAAAUGUACUCAAGAUGUGAUUAAGGUCUCUAACAAAGAGAUGUGUACUCUCCAACAAAGAGAUGUAUACUCAUAUCUCCAAAAGGAGAUGUACUCAUGAUAUGCUCAAGGCCUCUAACAAAGAGAUGUGUACCCUGUCACAAAAAGAACAUUUCGUUGCACAUUGUCUCAGGCUUCUAUAUUUCUUGUGUAAAAACCAGGUUUCGGAAGUACGAGAAUACGAAACUGAACAAACAAACUCAUGUACAGAUGCCGCAUCCACAAUUAAAUAUCCGCUUCGA
Molecule: messenger RNA, 1862 nt
Organism: Yamadazyma tenuis ATCC 10573
Lineage: Eukaryota; Fungi; Ascomycota; Pichiomycetes; Serinales; Debaryomycetaceae
Source: RefSeq, a predicted model, not a curated record